Messenger RNA from Orycteropus afer afer, 430 nucleotides. RefSeq names its product histone H2A type 1-J. Lineage: Eukaryota; Metazoa; Chordata; Mammalia; Tubulidentata; Orycteropodidae. The record is from RefSeq and is a predicted model, not a curated record. Gene Ontology annotation, molecular function: protein heterodimerization activity; structural constituent of chromatin; DNA binding. Gene Ontology annotation, cellular component: nucleosome.
AUGUCUGGACGUGGCAAGCAGGGUGGCAAGGCUCGCGCCAAGGCCAAGACUCGGUCUUCCCGCGCCGGGCUCCAGUUCCCGGUGGGCCGAGUGCACCGCCUCCUCCGCAAGGGGAACUAUGCCGAGCGGGUCGGCGCCGGCGCUCCUGUGUACCUCGCGGCGGUGCUGGAGUAUCUAACCGCCGAGAUCCUGGAGUUGGCGGGGAAUGCGGCCCGAGACAACAAGAAGACGCGCAUCAUCCCCCGCCACCUGCAGCUAGCCAUCCGCAACGACGAGGAGCUCAACAAGCUGCUAGGCAAAGUCACCAUCGCUCAGGGUGGCGUCCUGCCCAACAUCCAGGCCGUGCUGCUGCCUAAGAAGACUGAGAGCCACCACAAAACCAAAUAAAGAGUCAAGGUUGGAAAAGCGGGAAAACAAAGGCUCUUUUCAG